This is a messenger RNA of Strongyloides ratti, 1014 nucleotides long. Its product is annotated as Homeobox domain and Homeodomain-like and Homeodomain, metazoa-containing protein. The coding region runs from base 1 to 1014 and encodes 337 amino acids. The record is from RefSeq and is a predicted model, not a curated record. The transcript has 5 exons. Gene Ontology annotation, cellular component: nucleus. Lineage: Eukaryota; Metazoa; Nematoda; Chromadorea; Rhabditida; Strongyloididae. Gene Ontology annotation, molecular function: RNA polymerase II cis-regulatory region sequence-specific DNA binding; DNA-binding transcription factor activity, RNA polymerase II-specific. Gene Ontology annotation, biological process: anterior/posterior pattern specification; negative regulation of transcription by RNA polymerase II.
AUGUUAUCAUUCCGAAAUUGUAAAGAAGAGGAACUUGAGAGUGAAAUGAAUAUUCCAUCAACACCCAGUUCUACUUCUGCGGGAAAUAAUACACCUACUUGUUCUGAAUCCAAUUUAAUAAAUAACUCAAAUAGUAACGGGUUGUCUUCAAAUAAUAACGGAACUAAUAAUUGUGGAUCUUCAACACCAUCUUCAUCUGGAGAUAACGAUCAUUUACAAAGACUUGCUCAAAUGGCUCAAGGAGUUGGAAUGAAAGAUUCAGCUACUGCAGUUUCUACCGAUCCAUCUUUAUAUCAAUCAGCUGCUGCUGCUGCCUAUGUUCACCAAUAUGGAAAUUGGCAAAAUGCAUAUUAUCAACAAUUUUCACAACCAAUGAAUCCUACAACAGCAGCCGCUUUUCCAGGAUGGCCAGGAAAUUGUUAUGGUGGUGCUCCACAUUGGUCAAGUUAUGCACAAACAAAAAAAGGAAGGCAAACUUAUCAAAGAUAUCAAACAUCAGUAUUGGAAUCUAAAUUUCAACAAAGUUCUUAUGUUUCAAAAAAACAACGUGAAGAAUUGAGACUUCAAACAAAUUUAACAGAUAGGCAGAUAAAGAUUUGGUUUCAAAAUAGAAGAAUGAAAGCUAAAAAAGAAAAGACAAGAGUUGAUGAUGGAACUGGAGAUCAUGGAUCUCUUUUACCUGCAAAUCCACCUAAACAAAUAAAUCAUUUAAAUCAUAUGACUGGAGGGAAUUCUUUACAAAAUGUUCAAGCAGGUCAACAAUUGAUGCAUAUGAAUACACAUAGUCAAAGACAAGAUUCAUUAUCAGACGCAGCAGCAGCUGCCGCCGCAGCAGGAUUUAGUUUAAUGAAUCCAUGGGGAUCAUCAAUGAAUAACACAUUAAUGGGUUCUAACACUGAUCCAAAUAGUAUGAUUGGAGGGCAAGCUCAUCAUAUGACUAUGGGAUAUCCAGGAAAUAGUACAGCUUAUGGUAUGCAACCAUAUCCAGGAACAUUAUGUCCUCCUAACGUUUGA